Molecule: messenger RNA, 842 nt
Organism: Cuscuta europaea
Lineage: Eukaryota; Viridiplantae; Streptophyta; Magnoliopsida; Solanales; Convolvulaceae
Source: the annotation of a GenBank genome assembly
AUUAUUUAUAGUUUAUAUUAAUUAUCUACUUAUAUAAACUAUAAAUAGAUAUAAAUAGUAUUAUAUUACUUAUAUUUGUUAUCUAAUUAUAAAUUAUAUAUUACUUAUAUAUUUAUUAUAUCUAUUAAUAUAGUUGGAAUUAUAUCUAAUUAAUUUGAAGUCAUUCUAUUACUCCCAUCCGAAAGACCGAAAGUCCGAAAGAGAUGGAUCGUCCUAGAUAUUCGGUUGAUAUGGGUAACCUCGAGCGCAACCGAACGAACGAGCUUGCGAGGAAGAGAUCCUGCAAAGGUAAAUCACAUAUCGGCUCUUCAUCUCAAAGUCAAGAUGAUUUUGAUACGGGUUACGUAAGGAGGGAUGGAGAUGUGAUGACCGACGAACAACUAGAAAUUUGUAAUGCUUUGAUAUAUUUUAAUAAUGCUACUGAAACUUUUAGUCAUGUUUAUAAACCUACCUCAAAUCAAUUUAUUCGUGAAGCUGUUAAUCUCGCCGGUGCUUUUUCAAAUUUUGAGAAUGCUGAUUAUGUGAGUUAUUUUGCUGGUUUUAUGAAGGAAAAGUUUUUAAAAUAUUAUUCACAUAUUCCGCAUAUUUAUGGUAUUGCAUUUGUUCUCGACCCUCGUUUUAGACUUGGUUCUUUAGAAGAAUGUUUGAAUUAUUAUUAUGCUGCUUUUUUUGGUCCAUUGCCAAUGUAUGAGGACACCCCAAUUGAUCCGAAAAAAGAAUACAACGAGGUUAGUGAUAUAUUUUAUGCAUUAUUCAAUGAGUUUCAUGCACAAUAUGGCAAUGCGCCCCCUCCCCCGACACAAACAUCAUCUAAAGGAAAAUCAAUUUUCAAAUCUACGUUU